This is a messenger RNA of Eleginops maclovinus (Patagonian blennie), 2189 nucleotides long. Its product is annotated as parapinopsin-like. Gene Ontology annotation, cellular component: plasma membrane; photoreceptor outer segment. The record is from RefSeq and is a predicted model, not a curated record. The transcript has 4 exons. The coding region runs from base 351 to 1433 and encodes 360 amino acids. Gene Ontology annotation, biological process: cellular response to light stimulus; visual perception; phototransduction. Lineage: Eukaryota; Metazoa; Chordata; Actinopteri; Perciformes; Eleginopidae. Gene Ontology annotation, molecular function: G protein-coupled photoreceptor activity.
CCUUUUCUAUUAGCUGUAUAAACAUCAAAGGGAAACCAUAUUUCAUAAUUUCGUUAAAUUAAUUUUCAGUACUAAUUCAUCCCUCCUUAAUAUCCCUCAACUUUCCAAUUACCAUUAUAGCAGUGGGUUUAUUUGGAUUAAUCCAUUCAAAUCGUGUUACGGAGCAAUUUCCAAUAUUGCAUUUGGGGCUUUCUCCAUUAGGCAGGUGCACAAUCCGAGAUCUUUGACAAUAAGCAAAGCCGACUGGUUUAUCAGGGAUCAGAAAUGAUAAGAUCGACGACGCUGUGUCCUGCGGGUUCACUCUCUGGCCUCAUAGUGGUUUCCUCGAGGCAGAACUUCAUUUACGCAUCAUGGACAGCAACAGCACGCCGUCCAUCUCCAGCACACAUCCUGCCUUCAUCUACGCUGAGGGGGUGACCGUUGCGUCCACCAUCUUCCCUCGGGUGGGCUACAGUAUACUGUCUUUCCUCAUGUUCAUCAACACAGUGUUCACGGUGUUCAACAAUAGUCUGGUCAUAACCGUGAUGCUGAGGAACCCGUCCCUCCUGCAGCCCAUGAACGUGUUCAUCUUCAGCCUCGCCGUGUCUGACCUCAUGAUCGGCCUGUGCGGCUCCCUGGUCGUCACCAUAACCAACUACCAAGGCUUUUUCUUUAUCGGACACGCAGCCUGCAUCUUCCAAGGAUUUGCAGUCAAUUAUUUUGGUCUGGUAUCUCUCUGCACUCUGACACUGCUGGCGUACGAGCGCUACAACGUGGUGUGCAAGCCCAGAGAUGGUCUGAAGAUGAGCAUGCGGAGAAGCAUCGUCGGCUUGCUACUUGUCUGGUUCUUCUGCUUGUUUUGGGCGGUCGCUCCUUUAUUGGGCUGGAGCUCCUAUGGACCUGAGGGAGUCCAGACGUCCUGCUCUCUGGCCUGGGAGGAGAGGUCGUGGAGCAACUACAGCUACCUCAUCCUCUACACACUCCUCUGCUUCAUAUUGCCUGUUAUAAUUAUCAUCUACUGCUACUCCAAAGUGCUUAAAUCCAUGAACAAGCUGAACAGGAGUGUGGAGCUGCAGGGUGGGCGUUCCAGCAAGAAGGAGAAUGACCAUGCCAUCAGUAUGGUCCUGGCCAUGAUCACAGCUUUUUUUGUGUGCUGGCUGCCCUACACGGCGUUAUCAGUGGUGGUCGUUGUGGAUCCGGAGCUCUACAUCCCUCCUCUGGUUGCCACCAUACCCAUGUACUUUGCCAAGACCAGCCCUGUCUAUAACCCCAUCAUCUACUUCCUUACCAACAAGCAGUUCCGCGACGCCUCUCUGGAGGUGCUAUCUUGCGGCCGCUUCAUUCCCCGCCCUCCCACUGCUGUCAGCAUCAACAUGCAAACCUUGAACAGGAGGAGCCGGCUGACUUCCUUAAGCACCAACAUCAACUCGCACAGCAGGGUGUUGCCUCUGUGAUCUUCUCCAGGAAAAAAAAAACAAGAAGCUGCCACGGUUGUCAUUGUUUGCCUCAUUAAGGACGCAGACCUGCUCAUCUACAGGCCCAUGUCUCUUCGAGAGGUCCGACCUGCAGCCCAGUGAGAGCAGAAUCGGCUCAUUCACUGAUGGAUUGAAGGUGGACAAAAUAAGUGGAAAACCUUAUAAAAUGCAAUCCAAUCCUUUCCAAAAUUUUGACUAUAAAAGAUUUUAGCGGAUUUGUCUGAAAAGUAGUUCGUUUUGACAUUUUAUUGAAGUGCAUUAUAUUGCAAGGUUUUCCUUUAGUUAUUGUCCAUUCCAUUUUUCUAGAACAAAGUGUUCAGUUAUACGGUUUAAUUUCUGUGAUUUGUGUAGACCAAUAAACGUUAACCUUUUUCAUAUUGAUGUGUCCAGGUGUGAAGUGUAUGCAUGUGGGGAAACUAGCCAAAAAGAAAGGAGAUUUACUACUAUAGGCAAGUCAAAUCCAGCCAGAUUGUAAAGACAGACUGUGAGAAAGUGAAACCUUUGACCCCUGUGAUUUUGUUGUUUAUAAAGAAAAUGCACUUGACCUUUGUACAUUUUGUGUGAAAAGAUAUUCCUUUCUGAAAGUCGGUUACAUGUUUGGUGAAAAGCAUUCUGUGUGGCAUGCAAUUGAGCUUCAUAUCUAGUAGAUUGUGCUGCCUUUAUUGGAAACAAAUACUCUGUUAGUUAUACACAUACUGCUCAGCAACUCUUCCCAUGUAACAUCAUUAUGCAAAU